Molecule: messenger RNA, 1216 nt
Organism: Phytophthora nicotianae INRA-310
Lineage: Eukaryota; Oomycota; Peronosporomycetes; Peronosporales; Peronosporaceae
Exons: 1
Coding region: 185-982 (265 amino acids)
Source: RefSeq, a predicted model, not a curated record
CUAAGUCAAGGAAGGGCCAGACUGUCGUACACUGUACUUGCCUCUCUCUUUUCAGUCCCGGUUCUUUGCUCCCUCUUUCACAGUCAAGCCAGCGGCAAGCCCGACCGACACCGGGCGCUUCUGGUCUUAUUCGUCGAGCCACCAUCGCCGUCGCUCGUCAGACUCAUCCCCAGUGUCUUCCAGGAUGCCUCCCACCGGCCGCAGCUUCCGCAACAUGAUGCGCGGCAACUCGUCGUCCGAGUCUUCGAGCAUGUCGGACGAGAACGAGAUCCAGAUGCAGGGCUGGAUGCGCAAGCAGAAGGAGACGCUGCGCUCGUGGGCGCGACGGUACUUCACACUGAACGGCAAGGUGUUGACGUACUACGACAGCGAAGACACAAGUCGCGGCGCGCGCGGCAUCUUGGAGUUUGUGGACGUGACACCGCUCACUACCGAGAAUAACGGACUGUCGCUACACUUGGUGAACGGCAAGGAAGUUCGGCUCAUUGCAGACACACACGUGGCCUAUGCGGCGUGGAUGGCGGUGCUCUCAGCAGCCGUCAAGAGGCCGCGUACCAGCAAGAACCGCACCAGCAAGGAAGGCUGGGCCCACUGUCUCACGGACGACGAUGUCUGGACACGCUUCUUCGUGGUGAUCAAGCACGAUAGUUUUAGCUGCUACGAGUCCGAGGACGACGACGCUGAGCUCGCUUUGUCCGGACUCAUUCGCGCUGUGGACGAGUGGGACGGUAAGCGCUUCGGUAUCGUGUGCUCGCUCAACCGCAGCCGUACCAUCAAGCUGUGCUUCGACUCGGCCGAGGAGAAAAUGUCGUGGUUCCUCACGCUUGAGUUCUCGGUCUCGUAUGGUGCUGCACGGAUGAAGAAGGAGGCAUCAGUCAGGAGCAACAGCAGCGACCACAACCCCGUGCUGCGUGCCGACUCGUCCAAGUCGGACGUUGGGGCUGCUGCUGAAGAAGAAGACGACGAUGGCGUAUGGAUCUAGUGAUCGGAAGGAGAGAACGGAGCUGCUUGAAAGCGCUCUGAAACUUGCAUAAAGACAAAGACCCGCCCUCCUGGGUCACGCAGCUCGAGUAAAUAUUGCGACCCGAUCGGCUGCGACGAGUUUGUGGUCGCGCUUGUGGUCAUUUUUCUUUUUUGGUAGUGCUGCUGCGAGAACGCUGUAAAGGAAGAGAUUCAUUUCGAUGUAAAGAUCAAUAAAUGAAAGUAUACCAAGCCA